Molecule: messenger RNA, 5885 nt
Organism: Rana temporaria (common frog)
Lineage: Eukaryota; Metazoa; Chordata; Amphibia; Anura; Ranidae
Gene: CNTNAP2
Product: contactin associated protein 2
Exons: 24
Coding region: 563-4534 (1323 amino acids)
Source: RefSeq, a predicted model, not a curated record
GAAUAAAUCUAGAAGUGUUGUGAAUGUGUGUGCUGGGAGUGUCUUGUCGGACUGCCUGCCCUGCUGUGUGCAUGCAUAUAUAGAGCCGGUGACUGUGUGUAGCUGAGCUCAGGCUAGCACUGGGAGAGGAAGGACUCAGCUGCAGCAUCCUCAUCACAUUGCUCCCAUCCCUGGCUCUGCCCUAACCUGCCUGCACAUGGCCAUUUUGGGAUUUUCCGGUUAAGCUACGCAUCAUCCCUCAUUCAGACCUCUCUGUUCUUGCCCAGUCUCCUCCCCUAUCUCUAAGCAUGAUCUUCCACAAAGCAAGUUUGUUUCUUGGACGUUGAAGGAGAAGAAGUCAGGGGUCUUUGCAGAACAAGGGGGUGGGUUUUGUUAUUCUUUAAAGGGAAAGCCCUGUGUCAACCUCCUCCUAGCCUUCUCCUUCAAGAGCCCACCACCUCCUUUUCCCUGGUCACCCUUAGCUGUCAAGGCAACAGAAGAGGACACAGAGGGAGAAGUUGCUGGGAUAACCCAUAUAUCCCCCUGUGGGAUCUGGAGUUAAAGCUGGGAACACUGAGAAGCCAUGCGUUGGAUUUGCAGAGGCUCUGCUCUGGUCCUGGGGAUUUUCAGCUGCCUGUACUGCAGCGCCUGGAGUGCCAACCCUGAAUCCCAAAAAUGUGAUGAGCCUCUGGUAGUGGCACUUCAGCCUCAAUCCUUUAAAAGUUCAUCGAUAAUGUCUGGGAUUUAUGCUCCAGUAUACGCUAAACUCAACAGAAGAGAAGGAGGUGGAGGUUGGUCACCGUUGGACAGUGACCAUUAUCAGUGGCUGCAGGUUGAUUUUGGAAGCCGUAAGCAGAUCCGCGCAAUUGCUACUCAAGGGAGGUAUAGCAGUUCUGAUUGGAUAUCUCAAUAUCGGUUACUAUAUAGUGACACUGGAAGAAAUUGGAAACCAUAUCAUCAAGAUGGGAACAUAUGGGCAUUUCCCGGUAAUGGAAAUUCAGACACCGUUGUUCGACAUGACCUGCAACAUCAAGUGGUGGCUCGCUAUAUACGCAUUGUUCCCCUGGACUGGAAUGAAGAGGGACAGAUAGGAUUAAGAGUGGAACUCUAUGGAUGUCCAUACUGGGCGGAUGUAAUCAAUUUUGAUGGCAAUACUGUGUUAUCCUAUCAGUUCAAAGACAGGAAAAUGGCAACAGAAAAAGAUGUCAUCUCCCUCAAAUUCAAAAGUAUUUUAAGUAAUGGUGUUCUCUUUCAUGGAGAAGGACAACAAGGGGACUAUAUUACUCUGGAACUGGUGAAAUCAAAGCUGGUGUUGAAACUAAACUUAGGCAGUAACCAAUAUGGAAAUAUUAAUGGUAAUACCAUAGUAACUACGGGAAGUCUUCUUGAUGAUCAUCACUGGCAUUCUGUUAUAAUUGAUCGUUAUAAGAAGCAAAUUAACCUGACACUUGAUAAUCAUGUUCAGCAUUUUAAAACAAAUGGAGAAUUUGUUAAAUUAGACCUGGAUUUUGAGUUAACCUUCGGAGGUAUGCCUUCAAGUGGAAAGCCAAGUUCCAAUGGUGGAAAAAAUUUCAAGGGUUGUAUGGAAAGCAUUAAAUACAAUGCACUUAACAUUACUGACCUUGCCAGGAGAAGGAAGAUGAACUCAUACAAUGUGGAUAAUUUAAGUUUUACCUGCGUUGAAUCACAUGCAGUCCCUGUCUUCUUUAAUGCGACUAGUUACCUGGAAGUGCUUGGACGGGCAGCUGAGGAUGUUUUUUCUGUGAAUUUUCAUUUUCGCACCUGGAAUUUAAAUGGACUUCUUCUAUUCACCACAUUUGCUGAUGAGGUUGGAAGUGUGGAAAUAGACUUAACAGAUGGCAAAGUCAGCGUCCAUAUCAAUAUGACAAAGUCUAAGAAAAACCGUAUUGAUAUUUCUUCAGGUUCUGGCCUUAAUGAUGGGCAGUGGCAUGAAGUAAGAUUUACAGCCGAGGAGAACUCUGCCAUGUUAACUAUCGAUGGGGAUGAAGCAUCAUCUGUAAAAACAAAUAGUCCUCUUCAGUUCCGCACUGGAAGUCAAUAUUUUUUUGGAGGUUUCUAUUCCAAGACGAACAGUACGGAUCGCCCUUUGUUUGAAAACUUCUUUCAAGGGUGCAUGCAGCUCAUCCACGUGGAUAACCAGUUGGUUGACCUUCAUGCCAUAGAGCGGGGAAAGCAAGGGAGCUUUGCAAACAUCAGUAUUGACAUGUGUGCAAUCAUUGACAGAUGUGUCCCCAAUAAUUGUGAACAUGGUGGCAAAUGCACACAAACAUGGGAUACCAUUACAUGUAACUGUGAAGGUACUGGGUACACUGGAGCCACAUGUCAUAACUCACUGUAUGAGCUGUCAUGUGAAGUUUACAGACACUUGGGAAACAUUUCAGGCUGGUAUUGGAUUGACCCAGAUGGAAGUGGUCCACAAGGGCAGAUGAAAGUUUACUGCAAUAUGACAGAGGAUAAAGUUUGGACUACCUUGUACCAUGAUCUUCUACCACAAACAUCAGUUGUUGGUGCAAGCAGAGAGAAGCGAGUAGUACUCCAGCUGAAUUACAGCACAAGCAUGGAUCAAAUCUCAACAAUAAUGAACAGUGCUGAGAAAUGCGAACAAUACAUUUCAUAUUCCUGUAAGAUGUCAAGGCUGCUGAAUACUCCAGAGGGAAAUCCUUACACAUGGUGGGUUGGCAAAGGCAAUGAAAAGCAUUACUACUGGGGAGAUUCUGGACCUGGAAUUCAGAAGUGUUCAUGUGGAAUUGAUAGGAACUGCACUGACAGUAAAUUCUUCUGUAAUUGUGAUGCUGACCAGAGGCAAUGGAGGAAGGAUGAUGGCAUCUUGUCCUAUAAGGAUCACCUGCCGGUCACACAGGUUAUUGUUGGUGAUACAUAUCGUUCUUCAUCCGAGGCAAAGCUGACUGUUGAUCCCCUACGAUGUUUUGGAGACAAAAACUACUGGAAUGCCGUCUCCUUCAUCGCACCAAACUCUUUCCUUCAUUUCCCUACAUUCCAAGGAGAAACCAGCGCUGAUAUUUCGUUUUACUUUAAGACCUCUGCUCCAGAUGGAGUAUUUGUAGAAAAUAGAGGAAACACAGACUUCAUAAAGAUAGAAUUAAAAUCAAACACUGAAGUGUCAUUCUCAUUUGAUGUUGGAAAUGGCCCUGUGGAGCUUAUUGUUACCUCUUCCACUCCACUGAAUGAUGACCAGUGGCAUCGGGUCAGAGCAGACAGAAAUGUAAAAGAAGCCAGAUUGCAGGUUGAUCAGCUCCAACCACAGAUUCGCAAAGCACCCACCCAUGGUCACACGCGACUUGAGCUCACAAGCCAGUUCUAUGUUGGUGCUGCUGGAGACCAGAAAGGAUUCUUGGGAUGCAUCCGUGCAUUGAGAGUGAAUGGCGUUCCCUUAGAUUUGGAAGAAAGAGCAAAGGCAACCCAAGGUGUAAAGCCUGGCUGUUCAGGACACUGCACCAGUUAUAAAAAUCUCUGCAAAAAUGGAGGAACAUGUAAUGAACUCUACAAGGGUUACACAUGCGACUGCUCAAGAACUGCAUAUGAUGGGAACAACUGUAUUAAUGCUGUUGGAGGGUACUUUGAAGAAGGCACGUGGUUGAGAUAUAAUUUCCAUACAGCCUCAACGUCAGCAGUGGUCAGCCCAAAAGAUGUGUCUAAUGUCCUACAGACUACAGCUUCGGAGAGUUCUUUAACAAAAGAAGAGCUGCUUUUUAGCUUCAGCACCACCAAAGCACCAUGUAUCCUCGUGUAUGUCAGUUCCUAUUCCCAGGAUUAUAUGGCUGUGCUCCUAAAACCACCAGGUGUCUUACAAAUUCGGUAUAAUUUAGGUGGCACCAAAGAGCCAUAUUUAAUAGAUAUCAGUGACCACAAGAAUAUGGCAAAUGGACAACCACACAAUGUUAAUAUAACCAGGCUUGGAAGGAACAUCAUCUUCCAGCUCGAUCAUUACCCACCAGCCACAUACAGCGUUCCUGCUUCUUCCGAGACUCGGUUUAAUAGACCAAAGGCUCUUUUCCUUGGAAGAGUGUUGGAGACCGGCACAAUAGACCAGGAGAUCCAAUCAUACAAUACCCCGGGCUUCAGUGGAUGCCUUUCUAGAGUUCAGUUCAACCUCAUUGCACCGUUGAAGUUGGCCUUACGAUCGAGAAAUAAUUCCCAGGUGCAAGUCGUGGGAGAACUAGUGGAAUCAAACUGUGGUGCAUCCCCUCUUACUAUCCCACAAAUGGAAUCUGUUAAUAAUCCUUGGCACAUAAACCCAGAGACUGCCAACUUCCCGAACAAUGAAGGACAAGCUAUUAAAGAUGGCGUGAACCGAAACUCAGCAAUCAUUGGAGGUAUCAUCGCAGUGGUGAUCUUCACCAUACUCUGCACCCUGGUUUUCCUGAUACGCUACAUGUUCCGCCAUAAGGGGACCUAUCACACCAACGAAGCUAAGGGAGCCGAAUCUGCAGACAAUGCUGACGCUGCCAUCAUCAACAAUGACCCCAACUUUACUGAGACCAUCGACGAGAGCAAAAAGGAAUGGCUAAUCUAACUGUGGUCACAUCGGUGGCAAAAGAAUGGGUUCUGGAGUGUUGGGAAGGACUAUGUCUUGCCAGUGCUCGGCUCCAGACUUCUCCUCACAAGACCGGCACAGCCAGGGGGCCCCUGAAGGGCCAAACACAACGCCGACAAAAAAUUGCAAAUUCAUAAACUUUGAUGAAAGCAUUUAAUUUUUAUUUUUUAUUUUGUUUGGUUUAUAUUUAUGUUUGGUUUUGCUCCUACUCUAUCUCUUUGUCCAAAACAGAAAAAAAAAAAGAAAUAUCAGCUUUUAGCGUUUCAGCCUUGGUUUGGAUCUGUCAGCUAUAUCUGGAUUAUUUUUUCUUUCUUUUGUGUGUGUUUAGAGGCAAUCUAAAUACUUAACAAAGUUAAAGGGUCAGUUUUAUAAAGUUUUAUAAGCCCUUUAGAUAUUAACUUAAAGAAGCCAAUAUAUAUUAUAUACACCCGUUAUAUAUAAACCCGUGUAAGUGUUUAUAUAUAAUCUCACACACAAACCAUGUAAUUGUCCUAAAAUUCAUCUACUUCCUUUGUCCUUUAUAUAUCAGAAAUACUUUCAUUGCAUGCAUAGGCACUGCGGUAACUCAGAAUGGUUUAGGUUGGAGCAUUACCAUGCCAAUAAAGAAUGUAUUUGCCAUUUUUUUUUAGAAGUUGUUGCUAUAUUCUAAUACAUUUAGGGAUAGACAACCUGUGCCACUAGUGUACAGACCAUAGUUGGAACUAGAGGUCAGCCAUAAGUUGCCUAACCCUAAAAAUGGGGACUAUGCACUAAGGUAUUCUUGGUGUAGUGAAAUCAAAAUGUUUGAAUGGUAUUGCAUUGCAAAAGAAAAAAAAAUAUUAUGAAAUAUAUUGCACCUUUUUCUGGUACAAUGGCUUGUGCAUCUUAUUUUUCGUCUUCAUAAAAAUCUUUAACAGAGGAUUUUCUAAAGUGAAGUGAUAUAGAACAAACCAGUAAUUGUUAUAAACAUCCAAUCAUGUGCAGAAGCUUCUGUUUUUUUUCAGUUUCCAUGCAUAAGAUCGGAUGUUUAGUUUCCAUUCCCUUUAGGAAAUCACACCUUAAAUGUAUUUGAGCAGUUUCUCUUUUCCAGGCCACAUGGAAAGAUAUAACCAAGUAGUCGAUGAAAUGAAAUUUUCAGGUUUUACUUUCCCUAGUGCAUUAGCUUAAUGGAGUCCAUUUGUUGGCUUGAAAAUUUCUUACAAGAAGCUCUGUAUGCACAAAAUGCGCUUAUUCAUAGAAUUAAAAAAGUCUGUUAGCACAUUGGAAAAUUUCUAUUGUUCAAGUACCCAAGGCUACUUGUUUAUGUAAAGGACAAUUGGCUGAGCUUAUUAAAUUAUUUUUUUCCCUCUGA